CCAUUUAUCUUUAUCCAGAAGCAGACACCCAGUGUUUGGUUCAAGAUGCGAGUCAUCGAUGCUUCAACCGGAGAUGCAAAAGCACAAUUUUUCGCUGCCCCGGCGCAGAUGGAGGUGGAGCCGUUGGUCGGGAAAGACCGGGAGGGCUUAAAGCAAUAUUAUAUUGCUAAGAUCGAAGAGCUUCAGCUGAUUGUGUCAGACAAGACUCAGAAUCUAAGAAGGCUGCAAGCACAACGAAAUGAGCUGAAUGCGAAAGUUCGUUUGCUACGCGAGGAAUUGCAACUUCUGCAAGAGCAAGGUUCCUACGUGGGUGAAGUUGUCAAGCCAAUGGAUAAGAAAAAAGUGCUUGUCAAGGUGCACCCGGAGGGCAAGUUCGUCGUGGACAUCGAUAAAAACAUUGACAUGAGCCAGGUGACUCCUAACUGCCGAGUCGCUCUGCGCAAUGAUUCGUAUACAUUACAUAAGAUACUGCCGAACAAAGUCGACCCUCUUGUCUCGCUUAUGAUGGUGGAGAAGGUGCCGGACUCGACCUACGAAAUGGUAGGCGGGUUGGACAAGCAGAUAAAGGAGAUUAAGGAGGUCAUCGAACUGCCCGUCAAACAUCCAGAGCUGUUCGAAGCGCUAGGUAUUGCCCAGCCAAAGGGCGUAUUGUUGUACGGGCCACCCGGCACCGGUAAAACGCUACUGGCGAGAGCCGUCGCGCAUCACACAGACUGCACAUUUAUUCGCGUCUCCGGUUCGGAGCUCGUACAGAAGUUUAUCGGUGAAGGUUCGCGAAUGGUGCGAGAGCUGUUUGUGAUGGCCAGAGAACAUGCGCCGUCAAUCAUUUUCAUGGAUGAAAUCGAUUCUAUCGGCAGUUCCCGGAUUGAGAGCGGAUCCGGAGGCGACUCUGAAGUGCAGCGUACCAUGUUGGAACUGCUUAAUCAAUUGGACGGUUUCGAGGCGACGCGCAACAUCAAGGUGAUUAUGGCCACAAAUCGAAUUGACAUUCUGGAUUCGGCUCUACUUCGUCCUGGCCGUAUCGAUCGAAAGAUCGAGUUUCCGCCGCCUAAUGAGGAAGCCCGUCUUGACAUACUUCGAAUACACUCGAGGAAGAUGAAUCUUACGCGUGGCAUCGAUUUACGAAAGAUCGCUGAAGCGAUGCCCGGCGCCUCUGGAGCAGAGGUUAAGGGCGUUUGCACAGAAGCUGGAAUGUAUGCUCUCAGGGAACGACGCGUUCACGUAACUCAAGAGGAUUUCGAAAUGGCGGUUGCUAAAGUUAUGCAGAAGGAUGCCGAAAAGAAUAUGUCGAUUAAGAAACUCUGGAAGUGAGCCAGCGGCAUUUUUAAAAAGCGUAAAGAAUAUAAUAAAUAGAAAGUGCGAUAGAAAUUAUGGGGCAAUCAGAAAUGAAUUGCAUAUAUAAUAAAAAGAAUGAUCACUUAGCCGUUGUCUAGUUCUGUACUAAAUACGCGUAUAGAUAUGCUGUAGGCAUGACAUAUAAUCUUUGAAUAAAAUAAGAAAAUACGGCUUCUCGAUAUAUACCGACGUAGUGCCGACAGAAUUAUGCUGGUUAUAAUUUAUUUCUGUGGGACAAUCCAAUUGUGUAGAAUUUGCAGAACGAGGUAUUUUAUUUUGUUAUAUCGCAUUUUGCAAAGGCACUCAAGGAACUAGAUGUUAUGGGGCAACUUAUUCAUAUCGUUUAUCAUUAAAGCAAUAAUUCGAAAUAUUUCUACCGUAGCGAUUAACGCCCAUUGCAGGCCUUUUCUCCAGUUUUUUAUGGUACUGGUCCGUAUUGCGGUCUAGAUCGUAUUAAUGAAGUUAUCACUAUUGACUAUUCGCAUUUUUAGACGGGAUUGAAUGAGUUGUGUUCAUUUCCAAACAAAAGUAGCCCACAGGCGCAUUAACUUAAUCUUAUAUCGACCUUGGCAUUAAGUCUACGCCAGUUAGCAAUAGAUCACGAUGAUAUUAACUUGUGUUUCUAUAGACUAAGAGAUUGAAUUUUGAUAGGUCAUUCAUGCUAUCGCAUUAUGUGCUACAAAAAACAUAUCAUAAUCUCCAUCACCGUUACAAUGCUAUGCAUCCGUUAGCAGUGACAUUUCUAUUUUUUAGAAGUACAGGGUGUUCGAAAUAAAUUGAGAUAAAAUUUUUAAAAAUAAUGUGUAUACGGCUUAAUUGCCGAACUGAAGCGGUUAUGGAAAUGACUAGCAAUUACAUUGGAUUAACACAUCCGUAUGGGAUGUUUUUGCCAACGUAUGUGAAAAGUUUUCAUAUUUCAUUCAAGUUCCGCCUAUAAAGGGGCUACAUUAAUCUUGUCACGACAGUUGAUGAGGACUAUAAUCUCCAGUGCAUAAAGCGUUUACUCUUGUAUACCGUAUGAGUAGAUCAUCAACGCCUGCUACUUCAUAAUUAGCCGAGAAAACUACGUAGAAGGACUGGACAACAUCGCGGAUGGGAACAUCCCAGUGCGGUUGACCCACAACUGUUCCUGCAGUUGCUUUCUGAAAACAAGCCAGAUUCCUAAAAAUAUGACUAUAUGAAUUGUUUUCGUUUCGAGUUUUCAUAUUACUUAAUAGUUAGUUGGUUAAAGGUCAGCAAAUCAAGUUUUUAUGAUUUAUAACUCGUGUUGUCAUGCACCGUAGACAGGGCAUAGGAACGUUAAUUACGUUAAUUAAAAUGAAUUAUUAUAUAACCAUUAGGACGGAUAUAUACUUGAUAUGCCAACAAUAAAGAUCAGCUUUACUUUC
This is a messenger RNA of Varroa destructor (honeybee mite), 2723 nucleotides long. RefSeq names its product 26S proteasome regulatory subunit Rpt6 (gene Rpt6). The record is from RefSeq and is a predicted model, not a curated record. Gene Ontology annotation, molecular function: ATP binding; ATP hydrolysis activity. Lineage: Eukaryota; Metazoa; Arthropoda; Arachnida; Mesostigmata; Varroidae.